UAUGGAUGAAUUUUCGGAUGAAGAGGAGUAUGAAGUUAGUGAUGAUAAAGAAAAUUAUAUAAUAGAAGACAAAUCAGCGGAUAGCGAUGAAGAAAAAUCGCAAAAAGCAGACAGCUUUGAUGAUAUAUCGAGUGUAAUGACAAAUAAAGAGGAAGAAGAUGAUUCAAACAAGAUAAAUCACCAGGAACAGGUGAAAAUGAUCCAUGCAAGAAGAUUUCUUGAAUAUCUUUCAAAUAAAGUGGAUGAAAAAGAAUUUGAAGUUUCAAAAAUUUCACACGAAUUAAAGAAGUGCAGGGAAAAACUUGGGGAAUUAGAAACUGAACGAAACGAUAUAUUGAAUGAAAUCCAAAGCGAAGAAGAUGCAGGCAAUACAUCGAGUAUUAAUCGUUUAAGAGCUAAAUUUCAAAGAUGUCAAGAAGAGCUUCACAAUGAACUAGUUGUCGAAGAAACCAUAAUGAACUCUCUUCACGAUGCUGAAAUGGAUUUAGCAAAAGCAGUCGUUGAAAAAGGAAAUCAUCAGAUUGUUGAUUUGAAUUUACAAGAGAGAGAAGAACUAUUAGAUAAGCAAAAGGAAGAUGCCGCAAAAGUGAGAUUACGUAAGGAGAGGUCGUAUGCAAAAUCAGCAAUAAAUGCAGCAAAAAAAGAAGAAAGAGAAAGAAUGGAUAUGAGAAUACAAGCUGAACGAGAACAGAAAUUAAGAGAAAAAUUAAGUUUGGACAGUCAUAAUAAACAUAAGCCAUUUUUGCAGAAAAGCAUAUCAGAAAUUAAAUUGAGAAAAGAUUUUGAAGAAAAGGAACGAAUGCUCCAUCACGAAACAAGGAUAAAAAAUAUUACGAAAUUGAAGAAGGAUAUUACUCAAAAUAAGGAUAAUUUAAGAGCUUUGAGAAAUCGUGACAAAGCUUUUGAACAAGAAAGGGAAGAGAGGGAAAGAAAGGAGUUGGAAGAAGUUGUGUACGCUGGUGGCAAUGCGCUAGAAUUUAAAUUAAAGGACCAAAGAAAAAAGGAUAUGAUACAAGAUAGAAAAAAAUUUGAAGAGCAACAGAAUAAGAAUCAUAUGGAAAUCAUGAAGAAAAUAUUGAAAGAAGAACAUACUAUCGAAGUAAGAAAGAAGCAACUUCCUUACCUCUUUGAAACGAGAAAAUCAAAUGAGAAAAAGUUUGUCAAACCAAUUCCGAGGAGAAAGCUUCAAGCUUUCGAGAAUUAUAUUAAACUUACAGAACCAACGCCUGAACCUGCAAAACUUGUCCAAAGAGAAGAAGCAGAAUCUUCCGAUAGUGAUUUCGAAAUUGAAACUGGAUACAACGUAGAUUAUCUUUUAAAACCCGCUUCGGAUGAUGAUAAAGAAAUUUUAGCCAAACCAGAAUUCGAAGGAUUAUGGGAUGUUCACAAACGUUAUUCCGUGCCAACAGGAGAGAAUGAAGAAUACAAAUUCAAUUUGAAAAAUGCAACUAAAAUGGAAAAGAAAAUUCUACAGAAAGUACUCGAGAAGCACAGAGAGGGAAGAGUUAUUCAACAAGUUGCUGCUGGAAAAGAAUUUAAAGCUGUAGGAUUCUAUAGUAAACCAUCUGUUAUACACUUUAAGGAUUUUGAUGUUGGGAAGACCUACAAUAAAAAAGUUAUUCUAACAAAUGUCUCGUACUCAUUGAAUUACUGUAAAUUGAUAGACUUUACAGAAAGAUUAAAAGAUUUCAUUAAAUUAUCAUUUGAUCCACCAGGACAAAUGAGCGCCGGUAUGACUUGCGAAUUAAACGUUACUUUUAGCCCAAAAAUUAAUGAAGAUUUGUUUGGAGAAGUAAAAUUUUUAGCUCAAACAGGACCAUUUUCAAUUCCAUUGAAAUGUACAACUAAAAAAGUUGAUUUAUCGGUUGAUACUAAUCAAAUAGAUUUUGGUACAUCAGUCAUCGGUGAAAAGCUAACGAGACACAUUACCUUAACAAAUAAAGGAGCAAAAGCGACUUUUUACCAUUUUAAUAAGAUAAACCUACUGAAAAAAGAUAGACCAUCAACAGUUGAGACUUCACUAGGUGGCGUUGUAUGGGAAUUAGAGCAUGAUAAUGAGGGGGAAAAUGAAGAAAUCACCAUCAAAGUCGAGUCUAGUAGGCCUUCUUCUAAAAUUGAAUCCCCUGAAGAAAAGGCCGCAGAUGAAGGUAGCAAUAAAGAAGAAGAAAUGGAGGAGGAAGAGUCGAUAGUAAAUGAAGUUCAAGAUCAAGUUUCUUCUCCCCUAGCUUCAAAUAGGGAAGAGGAGGAACUUGACGAUAUAGACGGUAUGAAAGUUAAUCCUGACAAUAUAACUGGAGAAAUAGGACCGUUUGGUUCGGUUAAAUUGACGAUUAUCUGGCAACCGUUGUAUCCGGGAAGUUUUAGUUCCGAUUUUGUUUUGAAUUUUGACGAAGAAGAGGCAGAGAACAUCACCGUACAAACAACAGGCAAUGCAAUUGACGUACCCGUUUAUCUUAAAAGAGAGACUGUCGAUAUGAAAAUUUGUAUGUUUGAUAGACUUUAUCAAGAAACUAUACACGUUUAUAACAGAGCAUCGUAUGCCCUAAAAUUAAACUUUGAAGUAUGCAAACCUAUGAGGAGUUUUAUGGAACUUUUACCAAAAACUGGUUUCAUUCAAGCUCAUUCAACAUUUCCGGUGCAAUUAAAGUUCUUACCAACAGAACAAAUGCUAAACUGUCCUGCGGAUCUAUUGAACAAAGAUUCAAACGUUUUUGAAUCUCUUAUGACUAUACGCGUUGCAGAGCAAACUAGGCCUGUAAAUUUUACAGUUACAGGAGUAAUAACAUCAUCAGAUAUAGUUAUUCAAGAGCCAUCUAUUAAUUUUGGUUUUUGUACAAUUUAUGAAUCAGUUAAAGCUGUUAUUCAUUUAACAAAUAAGAGUAUUCUUCCUCAACAAUUCGGAUUCUGUGGAAUUCCAGAAUUCGUUGAUAUACAACCUAAUGAUGGUUUUGGUACUAUUCUACCGGAGGAAACUCUCGAAUUAGAUGUGAUUUUUAAAGCUCAAAAAGCGUUUGAUUAUAAGUUUGUACUCAACUGCAAAACUCACAUAGGGAGAGUUUUUUCAAUAAAAUGUCAAGCUAUUGGUGUGCAUCCACCUUUGUGCCUCAGUCAACAAUUGAUUCAUAUGGCUGCUACGCCUUUAUAUGACGUUUCUGCUACCCAUUUCCAUGUUAUUAACGAGCACAAGAGCUCUAAUGAAUUUACACAUCCAGUUCCAAGAAUUGGAGCUAAAGGCAAAAUUGCACCAGUGGGACCAACUUCCUUCGAAUUCCUUUUACCAAAAAAUUCUCCUAUUUCAUUAGCGCCUUCUGUUGGUACAGUAUUGCCCGGAAAGAAAUGUAGAAUUCACGUCAGGUUUGUUCCUCGUCUUACUGAUGAGGAAAUACGAAAAGAAGCUGUUCGUAUGGUGACGAAACGACUGGAAGCAAAGGCCAAAGAAGAGUAUGAAAGGAAGCUUAUCGAAAGAGAGAAAGAAGAACAGCUGGAGAAGAAGAUGGCGAAUGUUAAAGGUGCUAAAAAUACUAAAGCCUCCCCUAAAGGAAAACAAAAUAAGAAGCAAGACGAUAACACAAAAGAUAUAAGUUUACAAGGUCCAGCACCAGUUAAUCCUCCUACAGAGGACGAAAUCGAUCAAAAUUCGGACGACUAUGCCGCAGCCAUUACUUCAUUAUUACGUCAAUUUAUGGGCUCAUUUGAAACAUUCACUAUCCCAUGCCACAUAGCAUCAGGAUCAUGUGUGAAAAAACCAUCAAAUUUGAGUUUCGAUGCAAGAAAUACUCUUUAUGUAAAAAUCCAUUGUCCAUCCAUAAGACCUGAGCUGGUUGUCAUAUCCGAUAGAGGGCGAUUUGUAUCUGAUUUCGGACAGGUUUCGGUCGGUUUAAGCCAUAGUCGAGCCAUAACAAUACAAAAUAUCUCAAACGAGAGAAUAGAUCUGUCUGGUUCUAUAUUGGAUACAUCAGGUCCUUUCGGCAUAAUUAAUGCUCUUCGACCACUUGAUCCCGGGUCGUCUCAUACUCUACAAAUUUCAUUUUCACCGAGUAAGGAACUGAUCUUCCAAGAGGAGCUAAACCUAAGCACAGCAAAGUCAUCAUUGAGACUAAAACUAAAAGGUCAAGGCGUUUCGCCGGUUAUACGUUUAAGUAUACAAGGCAAUCUUUUGAAUAUGGGUGCAGUUCUGGUCGAUGAGUACAGGGAAGAGACAUUUACAAUGGAGAACGCUUCAUCGUUAGACGUUCGAUUUAAUAUUAAGUUGGAUAGUGUUUCGCCCUUAAGAUUUUCAAAAGCCCAGAAUUUACCAAAGUUUGUCAAACACGAAACCUUGAACUUAAUAGGUGUUCAGAACAUGAAAGGACGCCGAGUUUUCGAUUGUGUGCCUGCCGAUGGUGUUAUAGCGCCAAGAGAAAAGACAGAAAUAACUGUUACAUUUGCGCCAGAUCAUCAAAGCGACAAUUUUUCCGAUGGGGUACGAAUUGAACUGUUCGAUGCCGAUGAAUGCCACGCCUUUGAAAUUCGAGGUCAAGCUAAAGCAAAAAUUAUGUACAUGCAAGGGGGUGACGCGGUAGGUCCAGAGAUUGAGAGUCUUGCCGCACUUCCAGUAUUAGAGUGUGAAGUCGAAGACAAAGUGCACGCCCUUUCCCCAAAACACCAGAAAAGUGGGAAAAAGGCUAAAGAAAAAGCUGAAAAGGAGGUUAAAGAAAAGAAGAAGAAAGAUAGUGGAGAUACGAAAUCUGAGAUUAUACCUAUUUUAGUUACAUUGGAAAGUAUUAUUCAAAAUGAUGAAUUCUUGUUAGCAAAGAGAGAAAUUGAAGUUGGAUGUGUUAGGACAAUGGCUGUUAGUCAAAAGAAGAAUGGUGAAUUUAUCUUUGAAAAUGCUUCUCAAAUAGAACAAAUAGGCUUUAAAAUAGAUCCGAUGAAAGGCAUGAUUGAAGCUGGUACAAUAAAGCCUAUUACAAUUACUUGGAAGCCGUCUGCAAAUCAUGAUCCCAACGUUCCUGUGGAGGCGUCCAUAAACUGUACGGUGAAAGGCGAUACGACUGAUAUUUAUAGAAUCAUACUAAGAGCUCUGUGUGUGACUGAAUCAAGCAACUAA
Molecule: messenger RNA, 5089 nt
Organism: Dimorphilus gyrociliatus
Lineage: Eukaryota; Metazoa; Annelida; Polychaeta; Dinophilidae
Source: the annotation of a GenBank genome assembly